This is a messenger RNA of Dermatophagoides pteronyssinus (European house dust mite), 7769 nucleotides long. RefSeq lists its product as uncharacterized. The record is from RefSeq and is a predicted model, not a curated record. Gene Ontology annotation, biological process: cell differentiation. Lineage: Eukaryota; Metazoa; Arthropoda; Arachnida; Sarcoptiformes; Pyroglyphidae.
UCAUAAUUGUUUAAAUAAUAAUAAUAAUAAUAAUAAUAAUAUUGUUGAAAAUCAUAAUCAUAACAACGAUAAUAUUGAACAAAAUUUAACAACAGGAACAGGAUUAGGUCAAGGUUGGUCGAACGAUAAAGAAGAAGAAAGUUCAUCAUCAACGACACCAUCAUUGAAAGGUGGAGAAAACGGUGGUUGUAUAAGUCAAAAAGAUACGAUCGGUCAACAACAACAACAACAAAAUCAAUCAAAAUGUUCGAUAAUACAAUCUGUUGUGAAUCAUCAUCAUCAUCAUCCUCAAUCUCAAAAUCUUUCUUCUUCACAUCAACAACAACAGCAGCAUCAUUCACAAUUACCACCAAAAGAUUUGUACAGUCCAAUUUUGCCUCAAUCGACGCAAAAUCAUGCUCAUGCCUCAUACCAACAACAGCAAUAUCAGAAACAAUUUCAAGAAGAAUUUCCUCCAAUAUCGAAUGCUGGUGGCGACAUAGUAGGACGAGACAAAUCUGUAUCGAUUGCCAAAGAAUCGAAUAUGUCUGGUGUCGCCGGAGGAGGAAGUCGACGAGAAUCAUUAGUAACAGAACAACAACAACAAAAACAGCAUCGUCAAACACCUCCAUUACAACAAAAGGGUCCAGCCAAUGUACAGCAAGAUGGAGGUGGCGAAAAAGAUAACGAUCCGAGUCAAAGCGGUAGUGGGGGUGGUGGUGGUGGUUUUCAUACCGUUCGUGAUCAUUCAGCCGACUAUCAUCUUUCAUACCGUCAUAAUCAUUCUAGUAACAAAAAUCUUCAUCAUUCAUCAUCUGCAUCAAAUUUGCCAUCAUCACAAACUGGUGCUGCAAAUAAUGAUUUACUUUAUCAUCUUCCUACAUCAAAUGAUUUUCCCUUGAUUAUGUCGUCGAAAAACAGUUCUGAUUCUUCUAAUCCACAGCAAUCAUCAAAUCGCAAUAUUAAUCGUCGUGGCGAUGGAUAUUCAUCUUCGUCUACAAAUCAAAAUUAUGGACCUACCGGUGGUAGUAGUGGCAACAGCCGAAAAAGUCAUAAUAAAUCCGAACGAAAAUUUGCUCUCGAAAAACCAGCCAUAAUUGAUGAUAAAGAGCUAAAAUCGUUGGAUAAAAUAUUGAAAACUGAUUUGGAUUGUGAUUGGGCGGAUGAAAAAGAAAUUGAUUAUGGUGCCAAGAUUCAUUUUAGUGAUGGUGAUGAAUCUACUGAUGAUGAUGAUAAUGAAGAAAGUAAUAAUAAACAAUUAGAAAGAGAUGAUUCUCAUCCAAAAUCAAUGGAAUCUUCUACAAAAUCAAUUUCAUCAUCAUCAUCAAUAAGAGAUCAUCAAUCACAAAAUGAUAAUAAUCGUCAACCACCUGCCUAUUAUCCAUCUCAACAACGUGAAUCAUCUACAUCCAAUCCAAUGUAUCCUGCACCAUCGCGUGGACAAAUUGAUCCACGUUCAAUACCACCACCACCAUCAAAUAUGCCAUCACAAGAGGCCAAUAGAUAUUAUGGAAGAAAAUCGGAUCCUCUUUAUGAAACAAUCAAUCGUAAAGAUAAUUUGAAUGAGCCAUAUGAUAAACGACGUGGUGAAUAUCAUGCUUCAUCUAGAUCACAGCAAUUGCCUAGAGGUGGUGGCGGAUAUAAUCAACAGCAACAACAACAAUAUCCACCAUUAGCACAACCACAAUUACAGAUGCAACCAUCUCGAAAUUUAAGAGAAAAUGGACGUGCUGGUGGUGGUGGUGAUCAUGUUAUUGCUAGUGCACAAAUGAAUCGAGUUAGUUCUGAAGAAGAAAAUUGGCGACCUAAACCACGUUUGAAAGAUGAAGUUAGCAAUGCUGUUCUUCGUGGACGUCAAUCACGUGAUGCUGAUCAUGAUGAAAUGAUGAUGCCACCACCGCCGCCUUCAUCUCAAUCGAAUCGUGAUCGACGUGAUUCAGGACGUGAUUAUCGUAAUGAUCGAUUGAGUGGUCCACCUAAUAGUGGUGGUGGUGGAUAUCCAACGUCGGGAAACAAAUCCUUGAUAUAUCCACCUCCAAAUUUACCACCACGUUUACAGAAACAAAUUGAACAGAAUAUGUAUCAGAAAAAUUCUGGUUCCAGAACAAGAUCACCUUCAUCACAGCAUCAUCAACAACAACAACAAGGUGAUCAAAAUAUUAACGGUGGUCAAGCAUUAUUAGAUCAACAGCGUAAUUCGUAUCGUGAUUAUCCUUCUUCAUCACAAUCAAUUUAUGAUCAAAGAGGAGGUGGCCAACAACGUGAUUCACAUCAUCGUCGAACACCACCGGAUAAUAAUAACUAUAAUGAUGGUAAUAGUCGACAAUCUGGUCGAUAUGUUACACAAAAAAAUGAACCAACUAGUUGGCGUAAUACAACAAAACCGAUUGAUAAUAAUCGUGAAACAUUACCCACUCAACAAUCAUCAUCUAAUCGAAAAGAUUCUUCAGAUGUAUCUUCAUCAUCAUCAUCAUCUACAAAUUCAGCAACAGCUAAAUGUUCACCUCCGCCGCAAUCUACAACACAAAGUGAUCAACAACAAUCGGAACAGUCGAAAGAAUCUUCCACAAAAGAUUCGCUUUCUACAAGUAAAACAAUGGAAGAUUCUAAUGAAUCAAAGCCUUCUUCCGCCGCACAACAACCACCAACAUCAUCUGAAAUUGAAGUUGUUGAAACAUCUGUUUCGACAAUUUCAACUGUUGAAAAAGAAGCAUUAAAUGAAGAUAGCGGCAAUAAUGAACAAACAACUGCAACAGAUAAACCGGUAGUUGAAUCUUUAGCAAAAAUAGAUUCCGAAUCGAAUCAAAAUGUUGAAAAAGAAGUCAACUCCCAACAACAGCAGCAAAAACAAACAUCUUUGUCGACGAAUCAAAAACCAACUAUGUCGACAAGCCAAAAAAAUUAUAAAGAAGAUAAUGAUAGUGGUCAUUACACUAACCAACAACAACAGCAACAUUAUCGAAACAAUAAUUCAAGAGGUUCAUAUGCUGAUUCACGUAGACGAGAUGAUGGUCGAUAUAUUGAUCAUUCGAUUGAUAAUCGACAACAACAACAACAACAACGAAAAUAUUCCAAUAAUUCUACGGAACGUUAUACUCCUCCAUCCUCAACAACAUCGGCCAAUUCUUCUUUGAAUCAAAUUCAACGUCGUGAUAACUAUGCAAACAGCAGCAACAACAACAAUUAUCAACGUUCAUCGAAUUAUCAUCAUCAUCAUCAUCAUCAAUCACAACAAUUGCCCUAUAAAUCGAAUGUUGUAGAUUCAUCACAUAAUAUUGAACAUUCAUCAUCACAACAGCAACAACAACAACAGAAUUAUGAAUCAUCAUCAAAUAAUCGAUCAAGACAUGAUUCAAUGAGUUCGAAUUCUACGUCGGCAACAAAUACACCAGCACCGACACCACCAACCGUUGUUACUUCCAUGUCAUCAUCUUCAUCUCCACCUUUACCAACAACAACAAUAAAUGCAACAGCGAGCAACAACGUUGCCGUUUCGACUUCGACAUCAACAUUGCCUUCAGGCCCUCAAGUUGUCGGUCUUACUACAAACAUACGAGCAAUUUCGACUUAUGGUCCACCGCCUACUGCCAAAGUUUUCGGUGAUCAAGCUAUGAUACAGCCACAACCAACAAAAUCUUCAACACCUCCCGUCCAGAAUACUUUGAAUGUUUCGAAUGUUGAAAAACGAAAUAACAGCGGAUUAAAUCCAGUCAUAACAACUAGCCAACAACAGCAUCAAUCGAUUAAACAUAAUAGUUCCAAUAGUGGUAAUCCUGUCAACAAAUCACAUCAUGUAACAUCGAAUCGUCGUGAUGAACGAAAUGAUCAUCAUUCACAGCAACAGCAACGUGUUAGUAAUAAUCGAUCUUCGUCUGGUGCUGGUAGUUCUUCAUCUCGAUAUGGUUCACGAAAUGUUCAACAACAUUCGUCAAAACCGCAACGUAGUACUACUCAACAUGGUUCUACGGUCAGUGGUCCGAGUAGUAUCGUCGUUUCAAAUAAAUCAAUAGUUUCACCACCAUCAUCCAAAAGUCCUGGUGCCUCUUCUAAUACAAAUACAAAUUCAGCUCAACCAGCUAGACAACAAUCAACAACUUCGACAAAUUCAUCUAAUGCUGCUGCUGCCAAUCGACAAGAAUCAGAAGAUUUUAUUCAAGAUGAAUGGGAAACUGCUUCUGAAUCAAGUGAUUUGAUGGAAAGAAAUUCUGCUGAUGUUGUAUCAUCAUCAUCAGUUCAGGAAAAUCGUAAUAAAAUGAAUGUUGAAAAAUCAUCUCAACAACAAACAAGUGUUUCGAAUACAACAUCAUCUUCAACAGUAACCGCAACAACAUCUAAACAUGGUAAUGAUCGAAAUGUUUAUUCGUCCAACAAAUCAACACAUCAACAGCCAUCAUCAUCAUCAUUACAUCAUCAACAACAACAACAGGAUCAUCAUGGAAAUUAUAGAAAUAGUGGACGACAUGAAAGAGUUGAACGAUCUUCUUCAAAUCGUGGAAAUGAUUCAAUGUAUCAUCAACAACAACAACAACAUUCAUCUUCAUCAUCUAGACAUCAUCCAGGCUCAUCAUCAUCAUCGACAAUAACACAUUCGUAUAAUGCUCGUAAUUCUGGUAGCGGAGGUUCUUCUCGUCAUACAUCAAGAGGUGGUGGUGGUGGAAGCUCAUCUACAAGUGGAUAUCGUACUGGAAGUGGAAAUAAUAAUAAUACAAUAUUGGGCAAUUCAUCUUCAAAACGAUCUUCGAAUCAAAAUUCAUUAUCGAUGACAUCGAAUUCAAAUUAUCAUGGUAAUCAACGACAUCAACAAGAACAACAUGUAAAUGUUGCCAUGUCAAAAAUGGCAUUGUCCGAUUCACAUGAUACGACGGAAGAUACAAAAUCAUCUGAACGUAAUCGCAAAAAUUCUUUUGGUGGUGGUGGUACAGCUGUACAAAAUUCUGGUCGACAUCAUGGUUCGAAUACUAUGGGUGAUUCUUCUACGACUGUGAUAAAUAAUCAACAACAACAACAACAACAGACGUAUACUGAAUCCGAACAACAACAACAACAAAUGGCAAAUAAAAAAAUGAUUCAACAAAAUGAUCAACAUUCAAGAUCAAGACGAAAAAAUGAUCAGCGAAUUUCCAAACCAAAUAAUAAUAAUAAAAGCAGCCAGAAUCAACAACAACAACAACCACAAAUAAAAAAUAGUGGUAAUACUGGUCAAAGAUCACAAGAUCAAAUUCAAUCAACACAAUCAACGAUAAAUAAAAAACAACAACAAGAUUCAUCAUCUCAGAUAAUAACAAAUCAAAAAUGUGAUUCUAUUGAAAAUAAAACUACAACAGUACAACGUAGCAAUAGUUCAUCAUCAACAUCGACAACAAAUUUUGAUCAAUCAAAAGAUCAGCCAAAUGAUUUAUCAUCAUUAGUCUCGAAUGAUGAUAAAUCAUCGAAAGAAUCUUUGGUCAAAAAAUCGGAAACACCACUCCAGAUAACUAGAAUUCCUGAUAUGGAUACAAGUUCUACUAACAUGAUAAUCACUAAUCGUAAAAUUGUCGGAACAUUAAUCUACGAAAAUACUAAAUUAAAAGAAGAGAAUAAAGUUCUUUCAAAGAUUGAUGAAGUUAUUACAACACCAUCCACAGUUGCGAACAGCAGCAAUGUUAAUUCGGCACCAGUUUCACAAUCAUCAUUAACAACAACAUCGAAAAACUAUAUGGUGAAUAAUACACCAUCAACGACAACAUCUUCAAUCAAUGAAGAAUUAAAUAUGAAAAUUGCUUCGGUUAAAAAAGUAUGGGAUACAGCACCGAAUGAAACAACGAUAAAUAAUAAUAAUAAUAAUAAUUCCCAACAAAAUUCUGGUGAAAGAAAAAAUUCGUUGUUAUCGACAACAGCAACUAGUCCAACGGAUAAAAAUCAACAACAACAACAACAAAAAAUAAACAAUGGAAACAAUUUAUCUAAUAUUAAAAAACAAUCAAAUCCAAAUAUAUUUACCGCUAGUGGAAAUAAUACACAAAUAAUUAAUGCUACAUCACCACCGGUUAUUGUUUCAACAUCGACAUAUAGUGGUUUUCAACAACAACAACAACAACAUCAUCAUAAUAAUAAUAUGUUGCAAACACCAACUAGUCCACCAUCAAUAUCUCAUCAGAUCUAUCAGAAUCCAUUAGCUGCUGCUGUAAAUUCACAACAAAAUCCAGCUGCAUUAGCUGCUGCAUUUCAUCAAUAUAAUGCUGCCACUGGUCAAUUAUCUCAUCAUGAUCAAUCAAAUUUUGCUGUUAAUCAAGCUACUAAUGCAGCAACAAAUGCAGCAGCUCAAUCUUCGGCAGGAUUAAGUCAUUCACAUGGUGCUCAAGUGACCUUUCCACAUCUUCCGGCAUUCGCUAUGCAUCAACAACCGAAUGUUGUUGCUGCGGUAGCUCAACAAACACAAUUCAAUCAAAUGGCAUUGGCUAUGAUGCAGGCUAGUAGUAAUGCAGCAUCGAAUCAUCCUGCAGCGAAUCUAUUUUUGACACAAUUGAAUGCGGCACAACCGCAAGCAUUAGGACCAGCAAACACCAACGAUCAUCAAUUCAAUAAAUAUGCUUUGGCUGCAGCAAAUCCUAAUGCUGUUGCAAUGACCGCACAGAAUCAUGCAAUGAUGAAACCGGCAACAGCAUUUGUUUCUCAUCAUCCACAUCAUCAACAAGCUAAUCAUCAUAAUUUACAGCAAACAGCUGGAGGAUGGCCAACAACUGGUCAACAAUUACAACAAGCUAAUCAACAACAUUUUUUUACACAAUUAGCUGCAGCCGCUGCUAAUCCAGCUGCAAAUGCAUUGAGUGGAUUUGUUCCUGCUCCAUUAAAUAUGAAUACUGCUGCUGCGGCUGCUGCUGCUGCCAGUGCAAUUAUUCCCGCAAAUGGUUCGCAAACACAACUUUCACAAAAUUCUUAUCAUAAUAAUCGUCAAACAGCAGGUAAUAUGCAACGCGUUGAUCCUAAUGUGGUUCGUUCGUUUAAUAUGGCACAAACAACUGAUCAAAUGCAUCAUCAUCAAAUGGCUGCCGCUUCCAAUCAAUUUGUUAAUGAUGGUCAAGCCAAUAGAGCGACUGGUAUGGUAGCUAAUCAACAGCAUAAUGUAGUUGGUCAUCAGAAUCAUCGAAAUUCACAUCAAUUUUUUGCUGGACCACAACCGAAUUCUGCACCACAAACAUCACAGGCAAUGAAUGUACAACAAGCUGCUGCCAAUUGGAAUGCAGCAGCGGCAGCCAAUCAACAAUUGGCAUUUUUUAAUCAUCAAAGCAAAAUGCAACAUCAAGCGAAUGGACGAUCGCAACCACAAGCACAACAACAAUUUCCAAUGCAUUUAAUGAUGAACAAUGCUUUAGCGGCUGCUGCUCAUCAUGCUGGUGCUCAUCAUAUUCAACAACAACAUCAAAUGAAUUCACGUACAAGUCCAUUGAAUGCUACAUCUUUUGCAAACAAUACGAUUGUUGCUAAUGCUAUUGGUAAUAAUUAUCAACCGAAUCCUAUUCAACGACCAAACAAUGCUCAACAAUCAAAUAAAGUUGGUGGUAUGAUGAAUCAAUCAUCAAACAAUCGAAAUGGUUCAAACAAAUCAUCAUAUAAUAAUAAUCAAUCAGGAGGUAUGGGAAAAUCUAGACAAUAUCAAAAUCGAAAUAGUACUACACCAUCACCGGGUACUAAUAUCAAUAAUAAUAAUAAUGUUCAACAAUCGACUACCGAUUAUACUGGAUCUGGAUCUACUACUGGUGGUGGUCAAACAACAACAACAACAACAGCAACUGCUACCGUAAAAGAUUGAA